AUGGACAACUCAAUAGUGUACGUCGUCCUGUCAGCGCUUGCUCUUUGUGUCGUCGCCGAGCCACCAGUCGACCGGUCGUACCUGCCUCCCAGUUCUGAGUACGGACCUCCCUCGGCCUGCUCUCUCAGCUCUCAGUACGGCACCCCAACAGCCAAUGGCCUCAGCUCGCAGUACAGUGCGCCUUCACUAACGGACGCUGCUUUUGGUCGCUCAGGCGCUUCCAGCCAGGGUCCAGCGGCUCGCGUCUCCACCAGCUUUGGAAGUGCCUCCUCCAAGAGGAUUGGAGCUGGCAGGAGGAUAAGUGGUGGUCUCUUCACUCUCUAUGACGCUCCUUCGGCAGCUGGCCAACCUACUGGAUUUGGAGUACUCGCUUUGUCUACACAGUACGGCGCCUCUUCUUACUCUGGUGACGUGUCCUCCACUCAGUACGGUGCGCCCUCUGAUAACGCUGGUAGCCUUUCUCCAGUGUAUGGAGUACCUGGAUAUGGCUACAGUCGCACUGAAGGCCAAGAGGAUUAUCUUGCUGAGCCGGCCAACUACGAGUUCACUUACUCGGUGCAGGACGGCGAGACGCUGAGUGACUUUGGACAAGAGGAGUCCUGGCAGGGGGAGAGCGCCCAGGGCCAGUACCGCGUGCUGCUGCCCGACAGCCGCAAGAAGAUCGUCUCCUACCAGGCAGACGAGGGCGGCUACAGGCCCACCGUGUACAUCGUCCUGUCAGCGCUUGCUCUCUGUGUCGUCGCCGAGCCGCCAGUGGACCGGUCGUACCUGCCUCCCAGCUCAGAGUACGGACGUCCCUCGGCCUCCUCCCUCAGCUCUCAGUACGGCGCCCCAGCAGCCAACGGCCUCAGCACUCAGUACGUAGCUCCUGCGCUGACAGGCGCUGCUUUUGGUCGCUCAGGCGUUUCCAGCCAGGCUCCAGCAGCUCGCGUCUCCUCCAGCUUUGGAAGCGCCUCCUCCAGGAGGUUUGGAUCUGGCAGGAGGAUCGGCGGUGGUCUCUCCACUCGCUAUGGCGCUCCUUCGGCGGCUGGCCGUGCCACUGGCUUUGGAGGAAUCGGUCUGUCCACACAGUACGGCGCCCCUUCUUACUCUGGUGACGCGCUCUCCACUCAGUACGGUGCGCCCUCUGGUAACGCUGGCGGCCUUUCUCCAGUAUAUGGAGCGCCCGGAUAUGCCUACACUCGUGCCGGAGCCCAAGAGGAUGCACUUGCCGAGCCGGCCAACUACGAGUUCAGCUACUCGGUGCAGGACGGAGAGACGCUGAGUGACUUUGGACAAGAGGAGUCCAGGCAGGGUGAGAGCGCCCAGGGCGAGUACCGCGUGUUGCUGCCUGACGGCCGUAAGCAGAUCGUCUCCUACCAGGCUGACGAGGGCGGCUACAGGCCCACCAUAGAGUACCAGGACACCGGACUCACCGCCUACUCUGCCAGCGGAUAUGGCUAUGGCAGGGGUCGCGCUGGGGCUGGAAACGGUGGAUACAACUACUGA
Molecule: messenger RNA, 1488 nt
Organism: Schistocerca cancellata (South American locust)
Lineage: Eukaryota; Metazoa; Arthropoda; Insecta; Orthoptera; Acrididae
Product: pro-resilin-like
Exons: 5
Coding region: 1-1488 (495 amino acids)
Cellular component (GO): extracellular matrix
Source: RefSeq, a predicted model, not a curated record